Microsporum canis CBS 113480 is the source of this 963-nucleotide messenger RNA. RefSeq lists its product as uncharacterized. NCBI's taxonomy places the organism in Eukaryota, Fungi, Ascomycota, Eurotiomycetes, Onygenales, Arthrodermataceae. Gene Ontology annotation, biological process: ribosomal large subunit biogenesis. The coding region runs from base 1 to 963 and encodes 320 amino acids. Gene Ontology annotation, cellular component: preribosome, large subunit precursor. The transcript has 2 exons. The record is from RefSeq and is a predicted model, not a curated record.
AUGGAUGAUAAAUCUCCUUCAUUUUGCAGGUUAUGCAAUAUAGCACUUGCCAGCCCAGAUAUAUGGCGACAGCACGCUAGGAGCGAAUGGCAUAUAUAUAAUCUUCGUCUGCGAAUAGCGGAGCCUGGAAGCGUUAUAUCACCGCCGCAAUCAAGCACAAAAAAAACUCUUGGUACAAGGAAUAAUACCCCUUCUGAAAAUGAAACAGAUGAAAGUGAUGUAGAGUCUCCUGCGGCGCCGGAAUAUAACCCCGAACAAUGCCUAUUUUGCGGAGAGACAAAUGUUACCUUCGAUGACAACCUUUUCCACAUGUCGAAGGCACACAGUUUCAUCAUACCAUAUCAAGAUAACUUGAAAGUUGAUAUGAUGUCUCUCCUCAGGCAUUUGUACCAUGUCAUUUAUGCAUCUCGUCGGUGUAUUUUAUGUGCCACUCGCCGGAGGACAGUUCAAGGUGUCCAUCACCACAUGAUGGCCAAGGGCCACUGCCGAUUUGAUGUCUCCCCGGACAUUGCAGACUUCUACAUAGCUUCUAAGGCAAACAGCCGCAGAUUAAGCAACGAAGCAUCCGAAAUCAGUUCGUUACUGUGGCUACCAUCAGGCAGAGCUCGAGGCCGUCGUACUCGGCCAGCUAAAUAUCGUCGCACAUCGGAACACAAGGAACCUACGCCCUUACCACUGUCAAAUGGGAUGAAUGGACAAGAAAAUACUACAACAGAAGAUGACGAUGCUGCGUCUGCUUCAUACACCCAGCUAUUACGACUUAGUCGAGGAGACCAGCAAGGCCUCGCACAUCUGUCUAACCCCGAAGUCCGAUCAUUGCUUGCCAUUAGAGCCAAGCACACAGACCAGUCAAGGCGAGAAGAGACGCAUGCUAAACUCAAGCUUGAGAAAGCUGGAAACAUAACCUUGACAGCUCACUUUCGGGCGGAUACCUCUAAGCGCUUCAGAGGCCCCUGGGGAUAA